This is a messenger RNA of Pisolithus orientalis, 1662 nucleotides long. RefSeq names its product P-loop containing nucleoside triphosphate hydrolase protein. The record is from RefSeq and is a predicted model, not a curated record. Gene Ontology annotation, molecular function: GTP binding. Gene Ontology annotation, cellular component: cytoplasm; mitochondrion. Lineage: Eukaryota; Fungi; Basidiomycota; Agaricomycetes; Boletales; Pisolithaceae. The transcript is spliced from 3 exons. Bases 195 to 1574 code for a protein of 459 amino acids. Gene Ontology annotation, biological process: tRNA methylation; tRNA wobble uridine modification.
UGGCCAAGGCUUCAUGUCAGUGCUUGCACCCCAAGCUCAACAGUUCUCGAUUCUGAUACACCAAAUAUUUGGUGUUGAACUUGCGAUUGAGAGUGGUCUGAAACGAGUGUGCGAUUAGCUCCCCAUACCUAUCGAUAACAAGGUAGUGAGCAUUCUAACUCUCCGAGACGUAGCCGAGCCUGUCGAUCGUCCAGAUGGUAGCCUACAACAUCGUAUUUGCCGGAGAAACUGGAGUCGGGAAGAGCUCCCUUAUUAAUCUUCUCUUUGAUCUGGAAGUAUCCCCGACGUCCAACGACAUUCUAGGAGUCACAGAUGAAAGGAAACGAUUCAUCGCUGUCCAGGAUGGGGAUGUCUAUCGCCUAUGGGAUACACCCGGUUUGAACGAAGGAACUCACGGGAACGUCUUAACACGCCAAGCCAUGAAAGAACUAGAAUCUCUUUUCAAGGAGUUAGAGGCUGUGGGCGACGUCCAUCUCCUCGUAUUCUGUUUCCGGUUCACCAAAUAUUUCACUACUGGCCUCCAAAGAGUAUUCGAAUCCGUCAUGGCUUCUAUACACGGUAGUCAAGUGCCUAUCGUUGCAGCUGUAACGCAUGCGGACGAGAUGAGGCAGACUCCGGAAAGCUGGUGGAACCUAACCGAGAGUCAGCGCCAACAAAAAGAGUUGAUAUUUGCAGAUUACGCCUGCGUAUCAACUUUGGAAGAUGAGGACUAUCCUCCGACACCGGGAAGACGGGAAAAGGCCAAGCAUGACAUGUGGCGGUUGAUCAAGAAUCGUGCCAAACCAUUGCUACCAGACAACUCCCUUCCCAAGGAGGUCAAUGUAAUUCUUUUUGGACAAACGGGAGUUGGGAAGAGUUCGGUCGUGAACUUGAUCGCUGGUCGGCCUGUUGCCGAAGUUAGCCCGGAUGCGGAAGGUUGCACCAUGAGCUCUACAGAAUACCGGUUCGUAGUGGGAGCACACGAUUUCCGCAUCUGGGACACAGUUGGUCUUGAAGAGCCUGCAGUCGGAAUGAACACAUAUUUCGGAGCCAUAUUGAAAGCGUUGCAGCUGAUCCGUGGGGUGGCAGCUGCCGGUGGGAUCAACCUUCUCCUGUUCUGUAUGCCAGGUCGAAGGGUCACAAAGACUGUCCAAAGCAAUUACCGGUUAUUUUAUGAGAUGCUUUGCGAGAGUAAAGUUCCCAUUGGCCUAGUCAUAACCAAUUUGGAACGGGAGAAGGACAUGGAAGACUGGUGGAUGCGAAACAAGAGAGCUCUUCACGACCACGGCAUCAAGAGCGUUGGACACGCUUGCGUAACUGGAUUGCCAUAUCUUCCGGAGAAAUAUGCAUUGUCCAGAGCUGCAAUAUACGGCUUGCUGACGGACUGCGACCGUUUCGGGAAAUAUAUCAUGCCCCCUGAAAUUUGGUUCAAGAGGGUGGCGAGGAAUAUGAAAUCGCUUGUCACGGGUGGAAGCCUACCGAAAGGCGAGAAGCUUACACAGGCGUUAUUAAUGCGGGGUGGGUUGAAGGAAGAUGAUGCUAGGCGAUUGAGAAAGUGCCUCGAGGAGCCUGAACAUGAAGGUACGUGUUUUUAAGCAGCUACCGCGGGACUCCUUGCUUUCUAGACACAAGAUGGGAAUAUGUAUGACGAAACUGCUUAAGCUUUGCGUGGCACAGAACCUU